AGCCGCCAAGCUGCAGGCGCCAUUUUACAGGUGACCAGAGGGACGCACAACAUGUCGGGGAGAGGUAAAAGCAGUGGCGGGAAAGUCCGCGCUAAAGCCAAGACGAGGUCUUCCCGGGCCGGGUUGCAGUUCCCAGUCGGCCGAGUGCACCGUCUGCUGCGCAAGGGGAACUACGCCGACCGGGUGGGGGCCGGGGCGCCGGUUUACCUGGCGGCUGUGCUCGAGUACCUGACGGCCGAGAUCCUGGAGUUGGCGGGCAACGCGGCCCGCGACAACAAGAAGUCUCGCAUCAUCCCCCGCCACCUCCAGCUGGCCAUCCGCAACGACGAGGAGCUCAACAAGCUGCUGGGCGGCGUCACCAUCGCCCAGGGCGGCGUCCUGCCCAACAUCCAGGCCGUCUUGUUGCCCAAGAAGUCGGGCUCGGGGCCGGCGACCGGGAGCGGCGGCGGCAGCGGCGGCAAGUCCGGCGCCAAGAAGAGCUCGCAGCAGUCGCAAGACUUCUAGAGGGGGACAAGAACCAGCGGGAGGACUCGUCCCCAAGCCGUAAGAGAAAUCAUGCAAAUGGACCUUAAAAAGACUAAACAUGAACCCCUUCUCGGACCUUACAUGGACACAAGGGGCUGCGAGGCUCCUAGCUUUUCCUGUGUUUUACGCUUUUUUUUUUAAGAACAAACUUCCAUUUUUUAAAAAAUCUUUUCAAUAUCUGUAAUUCUUUUUGGUUUCAUUUUAUUUUGGUGGGGGAAACCUGAAGUAGUUCUGCUAUUUCUACAAGGAAAUGUAUUUUUUUGUUUUCUGGGGGUGUGAGAAUUGGUCAAGUGAUUGCAAUUUGAGUUUUUUUGCCACGUAAGCGGAUGGAGGUCUACACUUCAUGUAUUUUUGCCCCCACCCCCCCCUUUGAUUUCUUUGAAUUGGCGCGCUAAAGUCUAUGUUCAAGUUACCGUGUUAACAUAGGCUGUUAGUGGCUUGUUCAAGUUGUUUCGGUCCAUUAACUUGCACAAGCAAUUUCUCAACAGUGCCUUCUUCAGGAUGUUGUGCAGAGACCUGUAACAAAACGCACAUGGCUGUCCAAUGUGGGGUGUAUUUUAGUGGAGUCCUGGGUUACUCCGAUCCUGUGCGCAAUGGUGAUGUGACCAUUUUUGUUUUCGACAAAUGUGAUGCUACCUUUGUAACGUGCCUGGCUCCGCUGUUGCAACUAGGCUUCUUGUAACAAUGUUGAGGUGGUUGUGUUCUCAUGUAGGUUUCUGUCUGAUAACUGGAGUUGGAUUUCAAAAACUGCAUAAUCAAUUAUUCUGUAAGUUUGUACAGGGGCCAGAAGAAUUGUUUAACUUUUGAAGACCCAGUAAGCUGCCUUUUUAGCAGGUGUACACUGCUGGUUCAGAAUAAAGAUUUUCCUAUUUACAUAAA
Messenger RNA from Amblyraja radiata (thorny skate), 1404 nucleotides. RefSeq names its product late histone H2A.2.2-like. The record is from RefSeq and is a predicted model, not a curated record. Lineage: Eukaryota; Metazoa; Chordata; Chondrichthyes; Rajiformes; Rajidae. Gene Ontology annotation, molecular function: DNA binding; structural constituent of chromatin; protein heterodimerization activity. The transcript has a single exon. Bases 52 to 504 code for a protein of 150 amino acids. Gene Ontology annotation, cellular component: nucleosome.